AAAAAAUUGUGAAUCAUGGCAUUAUCAAGAGAUCAGAUUUAUAAAACUAAGAUUUUUCUUAGAAGUCAUUCAGAUGCACUUGACUGUGUUGAAGAAAUUGCUGAAAGAGACCAGGCUAGGUCACACUACCGAGCAUACAUGGGCGACCUCAUCAAUGGAAUGAAAGAGGAUCAGAUCCUAAUCGACUCUGAGGGUAAAAUUAUUGCUUCCAAAUCGCAAUCUCUUGCUGAAAAAUACCAAAUUAUGACAUUCUCUAAAUCAAUUUUUGAAGAAUAUGGUCUAGACAGAGUGUCAAAUAAAUAGAGAAUUCGAGAAUAAACUUGAUAAAGGAAUAGAAGACCUUGAACAGAGAAUCCUCAAAAAGACUGCUGAACUAAAAGACCUUAUAAAGUAGAUGAAUUACCCACCAGUUAAACCAGAUAGGACCCAAUGCGGAAGG
Molecule: messenger RNA, 439 nt
Organism: Moneuplotes crassus
Lineage: Eukaryota; Ciliophora; Spirotrichea; Euplotida; Euplotidae
Source: the annotation of a GenBank genome assembly